AUUGAACUUGAACCAAACUCACCUUGCAUUAUUGGGAACAAGGUUUCGACUUGGACGAUCCAGACUGGUCACUUGUCAGCUGGAGGCGCGAUUCACUGCUUCGGGAGCGGGAUUGAUACACGCGUCGGGGUGCUUCCACCGCUUUCUUUCAUGUCAUCUUUCUUUUUUCGUGUUUUCCUGCUCGGAUCGCGUUGCUAUAGAGGCGAAGGUUCAUGCUAGCUGCUAGCACGACUGCUUAGACCCGCGACGAUGUCGGUACGCGUCGUCGCCAGGAUACGUCCGCUCCUGGAGAAGGAGAUCGAGAAGGACAUCAUCGUCCACGCCGACGGCGGCGAGGACGGCAGACCGCACAAUGUCGUCAAGAUCCCGAACCCCAAGAACGACACUGAGGAGUUCUCCUUCACCUUCAACAGCGUCUACGACAUGUCGACCGGCCAAGAGACGCUGUUCACAGCCGAGAUCGCGCCUCACGUCAAGUCCCUCUUCCAAGGCCUCGAUGUCACCAUCUUCGCGUACGGCGUCACGGGCACUGGCAAGACACACACGAUGCGCGGCGGACUUAAGCUGGCCGAUCGCGGCGUGAUCCCCCGCAUGCUCAGCUCAAUCUUCCGCCGAGGAAAGAAGAUCGCGAAGGACACCGAUGGCGAGACGAACGUCGAGGUCGCACUGUCGUACUACGAGAUCUACAACGAUAAGGUCUACGACCUGCUCGAGCCGCCCGAGAAGCGCACACCGACUGGCCUGCCCUUGCGGGAAAAGGACAACAGGACACAGGUUGUCGGCCUAUCGGAACGCUCGUGCGUCGACCUCAAGGACUUCGAGAAGCUCUACAUCGAGGCCAACAACAACCGUGUCACAGCCGCUACCAAACUCAACGCACACAGCAGUCGGAGCCACGCGAUCCUGCGUGUCAAGGUGACGCAAACCUCGGCCGCUGAAGGCACCGUGCGUGAAAGCACUGCCUCGGCCAUUGACCUUGCCGGGUCCGAGGAUAACCGGCGGACCGACAAUGGAAAGGAGCGCCUUGUCGAGUCGGCUGCGAUCAACAAGAGCCUGUUUGUCCUGGCCAAGUGUGUGGACGCCAUCGGAAAUGGUAGCAAGCGGAUCCCCUACCGCGAGUCCAAGAUGACGCGCAUUCUGUCUUUGGGACAGAACAACGGCAUCACGGUCAUGAUUCUCAACCUUGCCCCUCUCAGGAGCUACCACCUCGAUACGCUCAGCAGCCUCAACGUAAGCUCGCGUGCGAAGCGCAUCGAGGUGCGCGAGAUCGAGAACGAGGUCGUCUACAAACAGUUCCCCCGCAUCAACUCGGGCCUGUCCGGCACCGGUGUGGUGCGCCAGCCACUGAAGCUGCUGGCCAACUCGCACAACUUGGCAGCUGGGGCUGCUGCUGCGGCUAAGGCGCAAGCCGAGGCGAAUGCUGACAAGCCCCCAGAGAAGGAAAAGCCCGCCAAGGCGUUUGCAGUCUACCAGAGCCCUGUCAAGGUCUCUAAGCCAACAUCGCUGCCCACAGCUCUGGCGACACGCCCCGUGAACACUACCAACGUGGCCAACACCUCGAUCCCCAGAAGCCCUAUCAAGCGCAAGCCUGGAGUCGCUGAGCUUUCCCUGCCACGUCCUUCCAAGCUCGUCCGCCCUUCGCAACUACCGUCUCGCCCGCCCGCCGUAGCGCUCGCCCCGCCGCAACCCGCGGUGCAAUCCAUAACUGCCGAGCAGAUCGAGGCUAUGGUUGAACGCAAGGUCCAAGAAGUUCUGGCGGCCCGCGCGGCCGCUGAAGCAGAACAAGCGCUGCCUACCCCGGCCAACGCGGUACCGACACCCCUGGGUAACGAGAUCAGCGAGGCUGUCCAGAAGCGGCUCGACGAUCUGGAACGCAAGAUACAGGAUUCGAGCAGCGGCAGAGCUGGCGGUGGGGACGAGAGCCGUUCUGAGGGUCUCCGAUUCCUGCUGCAGGCGCGCCAGCUCAAAGAGCACGGCGACGACGAGGGCGCUCUGCGCGCUUAUGAGGCAGCCCUCCCUUUCUUCCCUGGCCAAGCCAAGCUGAUGGCCAAGAUCAACCGGAUGCGGGUGAAGCUUGCUGCAAAGUCAGAGGGCGAGGCAGGCGAGGCUACGGCGUUCAGCAGCGCCGGGAGGAAGUCGCGCGGAUCUCCACGCAAGCGGAGCGGCAGGAAGCCGGCAGCGCACUCGGAGGUUGAGGCUGACCCCGACUUUGACGGCGAGGCGGAUGUGGACGAGGAUGGCGACUGUGGCACGGCCGCGUCCAGCACGGGCAAGCACUCGAAAAAGGCGGCCCGAAAGCCUCGGACCAAGGCUGGCAAGAUGCGCACCGACGACCCCGAGGUCGGCGUUGAGGGCGACGACGAGCGCGAUAGCCCCCUCACCCCGCGCAAGAAGAAGCUGCUCGAGAUUGUCAACUCGCGCGACCCGGUCCUGAUCCGCAGCCUGGCCGGCUUUGGCGCCAAGAAGGCCAAGGACCUGGUCGACAACCUGGCCAUGGGCGAGGCCGACGGCGACGCCCCGACGGCCGCGGCUGGCGAAAUUGUCAACCUAGCGCAGCUCCGCGCCCUUCCUGGAAUGGGGGGCCGGACUGUGGACAGGGCGUACGAGGGGCUUGCGGCUACGGCCGUUGCCGCUUGAGCUUCAUCAUUCUUUCGCUUCUCCUCGUCCUCUUCCCCAUUUUUCUGCCACCGCGAUUCCUGUUUUCGCUCAGCUCCCGUUUUUGUCACGCAGUGCUCCCUUUUGGGGGCAUUUUUUUUUUUUUUGAAUUAAUCGAGCUGUGGCUCCUGCUGGCAUCCCUCGCUCGUUCGAGGCAUACUUGCGUCUCGUUUCGUCUCCUCUGCAUCCAACCGAUGUUGGCAUCGCAUCAUAGCAUUGGCGUGGCGUUAAUCUUUACUGGGCUGUCCGAGAUCCCUUUCCUCUGCCCUAUUGGGCACCAUCUGGGCAAUUGAUUUUUAAUGCAUCCACUCGUCCCUUUCCAUGUGCCUCUCCCCAGAUCGCCCCGCAUAGAUUUCUUUUUUUGCUCCGUUGGACAUAUGCAGCCUCCGAGACCGCCAUUUCACUGGAUGUUUUCCUCUUUGCGGUCACCUCGUUCGCAUAAAAUUUGGACCUGCGGUGAACGUAACCUGCAUCACAUCACCUCAAGCAACCUCGGAAAAAGUUCAGGCCGGACACGGUUAUCCGCUUACCGCUACUAAUUGGACUUCCCUUUGUUAUUUUCGAUUCUACUUGUAUGUAUUUAAUUCACCCUUAGCGCUAGCCACAAAUGAGACGCCGGAGCUGCCAAAAUUCAGCACACAAAGAUUGCCAGAGACGUCCG
Molecule: messenger RNA, 3316 nt
Organism: Gaeumannomyces tritici R3-111a-1
Lineage: Eukaryota; Fungi; Ascomycota; Sordariomycetes; Magnaporthales; Magnaporthaceae
Product: kinesin-II 95 kDa subunit
Exons: 2
Coding region: 250-2637 (795 amino acids)
Biological process (GO): microtubule-based movement
Cellular component (GO): kinesin complex; microtubule
Molecular function (GO): microtubule binding; ATP hydrolysis activity; ATP binding
Source: RefSeq, a predicted model, not a curated record